AGUUGGAAAUAACAUAAUAUAAGUUGAUGUAAUCAAAAAUAAGAAUUGUUGAAAAAAUCAAAAGUAAUAGUUAAGCAAAUUAUAACCAAGACUUAUUUAGCCUAGUGAAUUGUAAUAUUUCCGUCAUUGCGUUAGCAUCUAGAUUUAUACAACACAAUUCAUGUUUUUUUUUUUAAAUACUAGUUAUCUUGUGACACUUGCAUAGUUAACAACCUAAAGACUAAUUACAUGUGUUAUAGAAUUAAAUAUCAUUUAAACGUACAAAUUGCCGACAAAAAACGUCCAAAUUAGUGAAUAGUCAUCACAUUGUGAAUUUCUUGUUUGAUUGAUAUUACUUUAAAAUUUUCUGUUAGCUAUUCUGCAAUAAUCAUAACUCAUAAUUUAGAUGUGACACCUACUCUUUUUGUUAUAGCACGAAAGAAAAUUUCACAAAAUUUCAUGAUUUAAACUAAUUCACAACUUAUAAACAAAUUUAGUCCCAACUCCCAACUCUGAUAUAAUCUUUUUAUGUUUUCUCUCUCAAAAUCUCACCUCUUUCUCUCUCUAUCUAUCAUUCCUUCAAUGGAGCUUCUUCAUUCUGCAACAUUUCCAAGUAAACAAAAGCUACUCAUCGUAGUGACAGUUGCCAUAACUCUCUUCACCAUCAUCCCUCUUCUCUACCCUUUUCUUGAAGACCCUAACUUCUUCCUCAAGCAACAACCUCCAAGCCAAAGCAGCAUCAUCAAGCUCGAAAACGGCGUUGUAACAUCACAUGAGAGCUGCGACAUAUUCUCGGGAGAAUGGGUUCCUAACCCUGAGGCACCUUACUACACCAACACGACGUGCUGGGCGAUACACGAACACCAAAACUGCAUGAAGUUUGGAAGACCCGACACGGAUUUCAUCAAGUGGAAAUGGAAACCUUAUGGGUGCGAAGAUGGCUUGCCAGUUUUUGACCCGUUUAGGUUUCUUGAGAUCGUGAGAGGUAAAACCAUGGCGUUUGUUGGUGACUCAGUUAGCAGAAACCACAUGCAGUCUUUGAUCUGCCUUCUCUCUCAGGUUGAGUAUCCGAUGGAUGCUUCCGUUAAGGAUGACGAUUAUUUCAAACGAUGGACAUACGAAACAUACAACUUCACGAUCGCCGCAUUUUGGACACCACACUUGGUAAAGUCCAAAGAACCCGACCAGACCCAGACCGAGCAUACUGAUAUUUUCGACCUAUACCUCGACGAGGCAGACGAGAGUUGGACAGCCGAUAUAGGAGAUUUUGACUACGUGAUUAUCUCAUCUGGUCACUGGCAUUACCGGCCAUCAGUCUACUACGAAAACCGGACAAUCACCGGUUGCCAUUAUUGCCAAUUACCGAACAUAACCGAUCUCACAAUGUUUUACGGGUAUAGAAAAGCGUUUAGAACCGCGUUUAAAGCGAUCUUGGACUCGGAAAGCUUCAAAGGGGUAAUGUACUUACGAAGUUUUGCACCAUCGCAUUUUGAGGGCGGGUUAUGGAACGAAGGAGGAAAUUGUUUGAGGAAACAACCUUAUAAGAGUAACGAGAGUCAAGACGAAACGACAAUGAAGCUACACAUGAUUCAGUUGGAAGAAUUUUGGAGAGCUGAAGAAGAAGCGAAGAAGAAAGGGAAGAGGUUAAGACUACUAGAUACGACCCAAGCAAUGUGGCUUAGACCCGAUGGUCACCCAAGCCGCUAUGGCCAUAUGCCAGAGGCCAAUGUCAUGUUGUACAACGACUGUGUUCACUGGUGCUUGCCCGGUCCUAUCGACAACCUCAAUGACUUCUUGCUCGCUAUGCUAAAGAGAGAAGAAGACAAAGGAUUACUGGCUCAAGUUCGGAAAAUGCUGUCCUAAUGACCUAGCCAAAUCAAGUUUAUUUAUUUAAUUUAAAGAAAUGGUCAAAUGUUGUGCCUAGUUAUUGGAUGACCACGAGCUCACCAUUAUAUACAUACAUAUUUAUGAUUA
Messenger RNA from Arabidopsis lyrata subsp. lyrata, 1953 nucleotides. Its product is annotated as protein trichome birefringence-like 19. Bases 508 to 1842 code for a protein of 444 amino acids. Gene Ontology annotation, molecular function: O-acetyltransferase activity. The record is from RefSeq and is a predicted model, not a curated record. NCBI's taxonomy places the organism in Eukaryota, Viridiplantae, Streptophyta, Magnoliopsida, Brassicales, Brassicaceae. The transcript has 2 exons. Gene Ontology annotation, cellular component: Golgi apparatus.